Molecule: messenger RNA, 2295 nt
Organism: Oncorhynchus masou masou (cherry salmon)
Lineage: Eukaryota; Metazoa; Chordata; Actinopteri; Salmoniformes; Salmonidae
Gene: map1lc3b
Product: microtubule-associated protein 1 light chain 3 beta
Exons: 4
Coding region: 210-587 (125 amino acids)
Biological process (GO): autophagosome assembly; autophagosome maturation; macroautophagy
Cellular component (GO): autophagosome; cytosol; autophagosome membrane
Molecular function (GO): microtubule binding; ubiquitin protein ligase binding
Source: RefSeq, a predicted model, not a curated record
AUAUCAGCUGACUGGUUUGUUUCGCUAUAGACUCCGCAGCAAUCAGCAAAGAAGGAAUAGCACAACAUCAAAGGACUCAACUUCUUAUUAUUACAAAAAAAACUGGGCUUUGAUCGGCCAAAAAUUUACAACACCUACAUUUAAAUAUAUUUUCAAUUCAUACAGGGAUCUUUUGCCUCGUUUACAAAACGGUUUGACCUGCGUGAAAUAUGCCUUCAGAGAAGACGUUCAAACAAAGGAGGACAUUUGAGCAGAGAGUAGAUGAUGUGAGACUGAUUCGAGAGCAGCACCCCAACAAGAUCCCAGUCAUCAUCGAGAGAUACAAGGGAGAGAAGCAGCUGCCCAUCCUGGAUAAAACCAAGUUCCUGGUUCCUGAUCAUGUCAAUAUGAGUGAGCUGAUCAAAAUCAUCAGGAGGCGCCUCCAGCUGAACUCCAACCAGGCCUUCUUCCUGCUGGUGAAUGGCCACAGCAUGGUCUCCGUGUCAGCAGCCAUCGCUGAGGUGUACGAUCGCGAGAAGGACGAUGAUGGCUUCCUCUACAUGGUGUACGCAUCGCAGGAGACAUUUGGAACCAUAACCCCCCAGUAACAGCCUCCCACCACCACACCAUAGCUCGGACAAUGAUAUCUCCUCCUCCCUCCUUGAUCCUUCGUUCCUAAAUACAGACCGAUCCCCCUUGCCUUCCCUCAACCCUUGCUUAAAACCUUAGCCAAGACAAUGGGAACCAGACUGACCUCUUCUCCCAUGCCCUUAAGGGCCCCUUAUAGAUAUUAAAAGCCAUGUCCUGCACCUUCUCAUACUCAUACUGCCCACUACCCAUUACUCAACCUCUCCCCGUACAUCCAUUACUCAACACCUCUCCCCGUACAUCCAUUACUCAACACCUCUCCCCGUUUAUCCAUUACUCAACACCUCUCCCUGUUCAUCCAGCCAUGUGUUUUGGAAAAGAGAUUCAAUAGUUAUCUUUGGGUUGUUUGGUGUAUAGAAUGGAUUAGUAUAGCAGAGAUGAUUGCCAGUUCAGGUUGAGUUCGACUCAAACAAUUUACAGCUUAAAUCCCUGCUUGAGUCCUUCAUGGUUGAGUUCAGUUAUACAGAAAUCUCCAUAUUUUAUUUUCCACUUGUUGUGUUUGCUAAACUUGAAUGAGCUCAGUAUUUUGGAUGAAGCUUCAAUCACAACAGUUGUUGAGGAAUUUUCUAACAGUUUAGUUAAAGCGCUGAAUCCAGUUUGACAGACAUGGGACAAACUACUUCCACAAGAACAUGUUUCAUCAAGUCUCCUAUAAUUGGUGACUCAGGCCAAUAGUCUCAACUGCUGUGACAAAAUGAGUGGUUCUUUUUUCUUUAGUCUUUCCUUUAGUCACUUGGUUGAAUAUUCUAGGCAAACUGUAGGCUUCAUUGUAUUAACAAGUUUUUAAGGCUAACAUGUUAAUGUGCGUUCAGUUUAGCAGUUCCCCUCCCCCCGUGUUGCUCUGAGCUACUUGAUAAGGGUUGUGGGUUCAGAGAUUAUUUUACUUUGCACCUUUCAAAAAAUUCAAUAAAAAUGAAGGUCCUUUCAACAAAAAAAAAACAAAAAAAAAUUCUUCCCGCGCUUUGUUGUAAACAUCUCCACGUAGAAGAGAUGUUAGGGACUCCUGGUUAAAAAGGAAAGAAAUGCUACCGAAAACCUGCUAUGAUGAUUGUUAUAAGAAAUUUGCCUCCAUGUUCAGCAUGAUGAUGGAAUUGCACGUGUGUGAAAGGGUCACUGAUGUGGGAUAAUGCUGAUGUCAGAAGUAGGGUGUGGGGUUGGUGGCUGUUUUGGACUGGGCGGGCAUCACGGCCGGGUCUGUCCACCAACCAACUGUCCAUCCGUCCCCCUCCUAGACCUGCCCUAGGGCUCUGAACAGUACUCAUCCCAGGGUGGCGUCACGCUUUUAGAAUAUUCAAUUUGUUUAAUAGAGGGUUAUUUAUGCCUUUUAUAAUGUGUGCUGACUGUUGUGCUUUUCCUUCUCGCUGUCCUCUCAACUGUUUAAAUGUUAGAUGCCUUUUUAUCUUCAUUUUUGGCAGAUAAUCUGUUUUUAUUUAAUGUGAUUUUACUUCCUUGUACAAAUGUCCAUAUGCUAUGUGUGUAAUGAAUACGAAUGAUUCUAUGAUCAGUUUGAUUGAGGGUUUAAUAAGAGGAAUGAUAGUUUUAUCAGCCCAAUGUUCCUCUGCAUGCUCUGCUGUUUGCCGCUCUCAUUCUUCAUAUUCACAGCAAUAUUACACAGCCUUUUAUUGUAUUUGUUGGUAUUUUAUGAAUAAAACAGACGAUGUAAAGGUA